GAAGAACAAACCCCUUGCUUUAUUUCCCAGCUGUGGUCUCUCUGAACAGCAGGACACGGAGGUGGAUCCAUCCCAUCCCAUCCCAUCCCAGGAAAAUGGGGUCCAAGCAGAUCGCCCAGGAGACGUUUGAUGAUGCAGUGCAGGAGAACAUCACCGAGUUCGAGAUGGAUCCCGAGGAGGCUGUGAGAGAAGCUGUGCAGCAGUUCGAGUCCCAGGGUGUGGACCUGAGCAACAUUGUGAAAGCUGUGCCACCUCCUGCCUCUGAGAACGGGCAGAGGCAAAAGCAUCAAAUCCUGCUGAGCCUGGAGUCGCUGUGCAGAGCCGUGGCGGAGCGGGACGUGGCCGAGCUGCCGCGGCAGCUCUCGGCGCUGGCCGCGCAGUGCAGGGAGCAGCCGGCCUCGCGCUACCUGGCCGGCCGCAACGGCGCCUACCCCGCGCUGCUCUCCGCCUGCCGGCUGGCUGCGGGCGACAGGGAUUCGCUGCUGCUGGCCUUCUCCACGCUGGCUGCCCUGCUGGACGGGCAGCCAGACCUGCUGGACGCUGCUGGGCAGCAGCUGCUGCUGCAGAGCCUGCGGGAGCGGCGGGAGGACGCGGAGAUGACGCUGGCCGGGAUCCGCUGCGUCAGGCACGCCUGCCUCAAGCACGAGCAGAACAGGCAGGACUUUGUCAAGGGUGGGAUCCUCCCUCUGCUCACUGGGGCCAUCACCCAGCACGGGCACAGCGCUGAGGUGGUCAGGGCAGCAGCUUCGGCGCUCAGGAUCAUGACGUUCGACGAUGACAUCCGUGUGCCCUUCGGGCACGCCCACGACCACGCCAAGAUGAUCGUCCUGGAGAACGAUGGGUUGAGAGUGCUCAUUGAAGCUGCAAAAGCCUUCAGGGAUAACUCGGGGGUUCUCAGCGAGCUCUGUGCCACCCUGUCCCGCCUCUCUGUCAGGAACGAGUUCUGCCAGGAGAUCGUGGACCUGGGGGGGUUGAAUUUCAUGGUGACUCUGCUGGCUGACUGCAUGGAGCACCCGGACGUGGUGAAGCAGGUGCUCAGCGCCAUCCGUGCUGUGGCCGGCAAUGACGACGUCAAGGACGCCAUCGUGGGCGCCGGGGCCACCGAGCUGAUCGUGCUGGCCAUCAGCCGCCACCUGGGCAACCCUCAGAUCUGUGAGCAGGGCUGUGCUGCCCUGUGCGUGCUGGCCCUGCGCAAGCCCGAGAACUGCAGCGUCAUCAUGGAGGGCGGCGGCGCCCUGGCAGCUCUGCAGGCCAUGAAGGCUCAUCCCAGAGAGGUGGCUGUGCAGAAGCAGGCCUGCAUGCUGAUCCGGAACCUGGUGUCGCGCAGCCGGGACCUGUCGCAGCCCAUCCUGGCCCUGGGCGCGGAGCCGCUCAUCAGCGAGGCGCGCGCCGCGCACCGCGACUGCGACGACGUGGCCAGGGCCGCCCUCAGGGACCUGGGCUGCAAGGUGGAGCUCAGGGAGCUCUGGACUGGCCAGAAGGGGAGCCUGGCUCAGUGAAUCCUGCCUCGGCGAAUCCUCCUUCCACCGAGCACGGAAGAUCCGAGGCGCCUCUGCAGUCUCGUGGGAGGUUCUGCUGUUGGAUUGUUGCCCCGAAGCAAACACGGCUUGGGACAGGCUGCAGGGAACUUUUUGGUUUUCUUUUCCCCCCUCCACGGGAGCUACAGCUGAAAUGGCUUUUCUGCAUUCACAGGCUGCAAAAUCAACUCCGUGUAGUGGUCAUUCCCUGGAUCAUCUCAUGGCUGAAGGUGAUCUGCUCUCCCCUGUGUGCAGCACGGGGCUGUUGUCCCCGUGAGAGUGGCUCUCUCCUGCCAGAGUUUGGCUGCUGGUUCCCAUUUGUCCCCCUGGUCAGGGGCUGGAUGAGGAGGAAUCCCCCAGCAUUUGUGAAUGUGCUCUCCCUGUCCCAUUCCCCUCUUCUUUUACUGCUGACCCCACUCUUGUGUCGCUGCUUUGUUUGGGAUUUUUCCGCCAGCGUAACAUUUUAAACAAAAAAACAGCAAAGUAAGGAUUUGGGAUAACAUCCAAAGGAACUGUUUGCACCCAGGAGGAAGUUUCACGAGGAGCAGGGCAGGGACUGGCAGUGGGGUGGGAAUCCCAAAGUGGGGCUGAGCUGGCUGCAGGAAGCGCUGGGAAUCCCAGCCUUUGUCACCUCCUAGCACCUCCCUGCACCCAGGAAUGCUUUCAUGGCGGUGAA
Molecule: messenger RNA, 2193 nt
Organism: Ficedula albicollis (Collared flycatcher)
Lineage: Eukaryota; Metazoa; Chordata; Aves; Passeriformes; Muscicapidae
Gene: ARMC6
Product: armadillo repeat containing 6
Exons: 8
Coding region: 96-1499 (467 amino acids)
Biological process (GO): hematopoietic progenitor cell differentiation
Molecular function (GO): protein binding
Source: RefSeq, a predicted model, not a curated record